CCUCACUUCCGUCCUGAGUCGCUGCAAACCAAACCGAAUCUCACCUUGGCUCAGCAAAUAGCUAAAGCUGAGAGCCGCCGGAGGGUAGGCUGAUGGAGCUCUUGUUCCCGGACUGAUCUUUGCUGCUAUGCUUCUCCGAUCCUCCUCCUCUGACCACCAAGAACAAAUUAAAGAGGACACAUCCAUCACCAGCCAUGGAUGCUGUAGUGAGUGUCUCACAUGGAGCACUGGGGCCACUGCUGGGCAAGCUGAACACCUUGCUCUCAGAUGAGUGUGCGCGCCUUGGAGGUGUUCGCCGUGAUAUCCGCUCCCUUACAUCGGAGCUGAGCAACAUGCAGGCGGCACUCCACAAGUACGCAUCGCUCGACGACCCUGACAUCCAGGUGAAAGCCUGGAUCGCGGAGUUGAGGGAGCUCGCCUACGACAUCGAGGACUGCAUAGACAAGUUCAUUCACCAACUCGGUGCCAACGAUGAGCAGCUCGGCACCAGUGGCAUCAAGGAUUUCUUCAGGAAGAGCACACGGGGUCUCAAAACUCUUGGCUCAAGGCAUAAGAUCGCUGGUGAGAUCGAGGAACUAAAGGCACGUGUUAUCUCGGUGAGAGAUCAGAAGAACAGCUACAAGCUCGAUGAUACUUUUUGCAGUAGCUCCAGGAAUAAGUCUACUGUUGAUCCACGGUUGGCUGCUCUGUUUGCUGAAAAAAACCAUCUUGUUGGUAUAGAAGGCCCAAGGGAUGAACUUGUCAAUUGGUUGGAUGUAGAGAGUAGUUCAUUGAAGCGUCGAAAAGUAUUAUCAAUUGUGGGGUUUGGUGGGCUUGGAAAGACGACUCUAGCGAAUGAGGUAUAUCACAGGGUUAAAGUCCAUUUUGAUUACACUGCUUUUACGUCGGUGUCACAAAAACCUGAUAUAAAGAAAAUCCUCAAGGAUAUAAUACACCAGAUGCCCAUAAAAGAUGGAUUCCUAAAAGAUAUUGAUACGUGGGAUGAAAAGAAAUUUAUUCACAAGUUACGAGAACUACUUGUCGAUAAGAGGUACCUUGUAAUCAUUGAUGAUGUAUGGUCUGUAUUGGCAUGGAAUGAUAUCAAGCUUGCCUUCCCGGAGAAUGAUUGUUCCAGCAGAAUUAUAGUUACCACACGCAUUUCUGAAGUCGGCCAAUCAUGUUGCUCAAAUAAUGGUAUUGAUCGCAAUUAUGAGAUGGAACCUCUAAGUGAAGUUCACUCUAGAAGACUGUUUUGCAAGAGAAUUUUCUGCACAGAUGAGGAUGGCUGCCCAGAUAGUUUACAGGAAGUUUCAAGAGAUAUCUUGAAGAAAUGUGGGGGUCUUCCAUUAGCAAUUAUUAGCAUCUCUGGCUUGUUAGCAAAUAAGCCAGUUAUUAAGGAAGAGUGGGUGAAAGUGAAAGAAUCAAUUGGUUUUGCAUUGGACAAGAACAGUAAUCUAGAAGGAAUGAAAAGCAUACUAUCCCUUAGCUACCAUGACCUUCCUAACUAUCUCAAGACUUGUAUGCUGUAUUUGAGCAUUUUUCCAGAGGAUCAUAUUAUUGAAAGGAACAUGUUGUUGUGGCGAUGGAUAGCUGAAGGCUUUAUCUCUGAAGAUUAUGGGCAUAAAAUGGAAGACGUUGCAGAGAGCUACUUUUAUGAGCUGAUCAACAAAAGCCUAGUCCAACCUGUGGACAUUGGCUUUGAUGGUAAGGCUCGUGCGUGCCGUGUCCAUGAUAUAAUGCUCGAACUGAUCUCUUCAAAGGCAAUAGAAGAAAAUUUCAUUACAGUUUUAGCUGAGCAAACUGGACAAACAAAUUCGUGUGGCUGUGUUCGCCGACUAUCCAUCCAUGGCACUGUUAAUUAUUUGUCAACUGUGUUAGCAAACAAAGAUUUACGACAUGUUCGAUCUUUAACCUGCUUUGGUGGGGACAAAGAAUUUUUGCCCCGCCUUGCCCGUUUUGAAGCUCUACGAGUAUUGGAUUAUGGUUUAGUGGAUUUCGAGGGCUAUGAUUUGGAAAAUAUAGGCAAGCUUUUCCAACUAAAGUACUUAAGACUAUGUGAUUGGAACCUGUCCCGUGUACCAACACAAAUUGCAAAGCUCCAAAAUUUGCUGACACUGGACCUAAGCGAAACAAAUGUUGAAGAGCUGCCCACUGAAUUCUGCCGAUUGACAAAGCUGCUACAUCUACAUGGAAAUUCCAGCAAGUUGAAGGUACCUAAGGGGAUUGGGAAUAUGAGGAAUCUACAGGUGCUUAGAGGGAUUAAUAUUAGCAAUAGCUCGGCUAGUGCAGUGGCAGAGCUUGGCGCGCUACCUGUUUUGAGGGACCUCUCAAUACGUCUGUCUUAUGAACCCAGAGAGUGCAAGCCAAUAGAAGAGAUGUUUCUCACCUCGCUUUGCAAACUGAGCAGCUAUAAACUCCAAUCUUUGCACAUUUUUGGUGGCACUUCCUACGAGUUCUUAGAUCGCUGGUUCCCUCUGCCUCGCUUCCUCCGAUUGUUUUACAUGAACACCAACUACUGCAUCCCACAUUUUCCAAAGUGGAUUAAACCAGAUCUCACAAAUAUCGCGUACCUAAACAUUAAUAUCGGUGAGAUGAGGGAGGAAGAUAUGAAAACACUCGGAGACCUGCCCGGGCUACUAUGCCUAGAAGUAUAUAUGGACCGUGACCCAAGCGAACAACUUACAGUCAAAAGCAUGGGAUUCCCAUGUCUCAAGAAGUUUGUCCUUGUUUGCGGCUUGUUCGUGUAUGGUGGAGCAUACUUUACGUUUGAGAAAGGGGCGAUGCCGAAGCUGGAGAAGCUUCGACUUCCAUUCCAUGUAUUAAUGGCAAAAUCCCAUGGUUUCUAUCUGGGCAUCAAAAACCUGUCCUGUCUCAAAGAAGCGGUAGUAAGAAUGUACCGUGGGGGCGCUAAUCAUUCUGAUACUGAAGCUGCUACGGCUGCCAUCAGGAGCGAAGCAAGUGCAAAUCCCAAUCAUCCCAGACUUACCAUCAUCGAAGAAUACGCAGAAGAGGACCGUGGCGAUGAGGGUGCAAAGGACGAGCAAGGCGGUGUUACUGAGAACUGAUAUCGUUGCCUGCCGCAAGGUUUCUAGUCUGCCAUGAAUGAGGUCAUACUUUGAGUCUGCACACAGUGGGAAUAAAAAAUUAUAUGUUUGUUCUAUGAGAUUUGCUCCGGUCCAAUAAAAAGUAUCUCGAGAUAUCGAUACCUUGAGGUACCAAAUCGUUUUUCACCGUUAAAUCUAGCUGGGUAGGAAGUGCAAUGUUAGAUCCAACAAUCAGAAACGAUUUGCUAUCGAUAUCUUGAAAUAUUUUUUGUUGGACUGAAACAAACCUCUUGUUCUAUAUAAUUGUUGUUGUGGAGAUUGUCUUAUUGAAACAUGAUUCUCCAUUUUGUGUUUUUAAAUAACAGAGCAACUUUGGGCUGCUUCGAUUAUUAUAUUCAAAUGUUGUCACUGCUUCAAAUGGAUUAUAGAAGUAUACAU
Messenger RNA from Oryza brachyantha (malo sina), 3461 nucleotides. Its product is annotated as disease resistance protein Pik-2-like. The coding region runs from base 195 to 3044 and encodes 949 amino acids. The record is from RefSeq and is a predicted model, not a curated record. The transcript is spliced from 4 exons. Gene Ontology annotation, biological process: defense response to other organism. NCBI's taxonomy places the organism in Eukaryota, Viridiplantae, Streptophyta, Magnoliopsida, Poales, Poaceae. Gene Ontology annotation, molecular function: ADP binding.